GCCUCGAAGCAACGCAUUUGAUUUCCGCCGCCGCGGGGCCGGAGCAGCGGCCAUGGCGACGGCGGCGACCCUCCCCUUCUCCUCCUCGUCCACCGCCGCAGUCCAGACCGUAGCCCGCGCCAUCUCCUUGCGCCGACGCGGCGGGGCCCUCCUCCACCACCUCUGCCGCCGCCACCCGCUCUCGGCUGCCACCCGGGGCUCGCUCCUCCGCCUCGGCCUGGCACUGCGCCGCCCGCUCUCCGCCUCCGCCUCGGCCGUCGGGGAUAGAGGGGACGCCGCUGCGGGCGGGGAAGGAGGUGGGUACGACUACGACCUCUUCACCAUAGGGGCCGGGAGCGGCGGGAUGCGGGCGUCGCGCGUCGCCGCCUCCCUCUACGGCGCCCGCGCCGCCGUCUGCGAGAUGCCCUUCGCCACCGUCGCGUCCGAUAACCUCGGUGGCGUCGGCGGAACCUGUGUGCUUCGUGGCUGUGUCCCAAAGAAAUUACUGGUGUAUGCAUCCAAAUACUCUCAUGAGUUCGAAGAGAGCCAUGGCUUCGGGUGGAGGUAUGGCACUGAGCCAAAGCAUGACUGGAGCACUCUGAUGACUAACAAGAAUUUAGAGUUGCAGCGCUUGCUGGGGGUUCAGACAAACAUGCUGAAGAAUUCAGGGGUGACUAUAAUCGAAGGCCGUGGAAAGGUUGUUGAUCCACAUGCUGUCAGUGUGGAUGGAAAACUUUAUACUGCAAAAAACAUACUCAUAGCAGUUGGUGGUCGGCCAUCCAUUCCAGAUAUUCCAGGAAUAGAGCACGUCAUUGAUUCAGAUGCAGCAUUGGACCUGCCUUCAAGACCUGAGAAGAUUGCGAUAGUAGGAGGAGGGUAUAUUGCUUUGGAGUUUGCUGGUAUUUUCAAUGGCUUAAAAAGUGGUGUUCAUGUUUUUAUCCGACAGAAGAAAGUACUAAGAGGCUUUGACGAGGAGGUCAGGGAUUUUGUUGCAGAUCAGAUGUCUUUGAGGGGUAUCACAUUUCAUACUGAACAGACUCCUCAAGCAGUCACUAAAUCAGAUGAUGGCUUGCUGACUCUGAAGACAUACAAAGGAAGCAUACAUGGGUUCUCACAUGUAAUGUUUGCAACCGGACGAAAGCCAAAUACAAAGAAUUUGGGACUGGAAGAGAUUGGGGUCAAACUGGACAAGCAUGGUGCUAUUGUGGUUGAUGAGUUUUCUCGAACCUCAGUUGAUUCUAUAUGGGCUGUGGGUGAUGUUACUAAUAGGGUGAACCUGACACCGGUUGCAUUAAUGGAAGGUGGGGCAUUAGCGAGGACUAUUUUUGGAAAUGAACCUACAAAACCAGAUUACAGUGCUGUGCCAUCUGCGGUGUUUUCCCAACCUCCAAUUGGACAAGUUGGCCUUACUGAAGAGAAGGCGAUUGAGAAGUACGGAGAUGUUGAUGUCUACACAUCAAACUUCAGACCUCUCAGGGCCACUCUUUCUGGUCUACCUGAUCGUGUAUACAUGAAGGCUAUCGUGUGUGCUAAUACUAACAAAGUUCUAGGAGUGCACAUGUGUGGUGAAGAUGCACCUGAGAUUAUUCAGGGUAUUGCAAUUGCUGUAAAGGCUGGGUUGACGAAGCAAAACUUUGAUGCCACUGUAGGUGUCCACCCAACCACUGCAGAAGAACUUGUCACAAUGAGAAGCCCAACUAGGAAGGUCCGAACAGAUGCUGCGGAUGAGACGAAAAUGAAAGAUGAGGCCACACGUCAGAAGUAGAUACGCCUGCUUUGCAUAAUGAGUUUGUGUUGCAGUCUGAUCAGUUGAUCUCUAACCGUGGAAGCAACGGACAGACAGCCGUCUCUCAAGAAGCACCGGAGGACAACCCACGAUUGCAGGAAGUUAAGAACAGAGAUGUUUUAUAGCGAUGGCUAAUUAUCUCAUACAUUCUAUAUGGUUUAUAGUUCAUUAUAGAAGCUAGCCCUUAGUGUUCUUUUUGGCUAUGUUACUGAAAUAAACGCUGUCGAUAUUGAUAGAUAUAUUUACAGCAUGGAAACUUUUGUGUUAAAUAACAAAUUCCUUGAGUAUAUUCUCCUGUACUGACUGAUUUACUAUACAUAACAUGUGAUCUGCUUCCAGUUCCAGAUACGCGGAAGUAUAUUCUUAGUGCCAUUCUGAAUGUAAAUUGUGGCUGCAACUUGUAACUUAUUCAGUUGUGGUCCUACAUGCUGAGCUUUUGUUUCCUGCUUUU
This is a messenger RNA of Oryza brachyantha (malo sina), 2216 nucleotides long. Its product is annotated as glutathione reductase, chloroplastic. Gene Ontology annotation, biological process: cell redox homeostasis; glutathione metabolic process; cellular response to oxidative stress. Gene Ontology annotation, cellular component: mitochondrion; cytosol. The transcript is spliced from 11 exons. NCBI's taxonomy places the organism in Eukaryota, Viridiplantae, Streptophyta, Magnoliopsida, Poales, Poaceae. The coding region runs from base 53 to 1744 and encodes 563 amino acids. The record is from RefSeq and is a predicted model, not a curated record. Gene Ontology annotation, molecular function: glutathione-disulfide reductase (NADPH) activity; flavin adenine dinucleotide binding.